AAAACAAGCUUAAAGGAAGAAGAGAGGGAAAGGGUCCCCGCACAAGUAAACGAUCAGACAACUAUUCUCCACAAUUCUUAUUUCAAUAUACCUCAAAAAAGAAAAAGAAAAAAACAUAUCACAACAAGUCUGAAGAACAACGCAAAAGCCUUUCCUAGUCGUAACCGAAACGCCAAACCCUUUACCGUUCAACUCUCUCUCUCUCUCUUCUCUAUUAAAAUGGAGAAAGGGAAUGGAUUCGAGGGAGAGAAUACGAAGAAGAAGAAGGAGACAGCUAAUGAUGGAUUUGUCGGUGGUUUUUUCCCUGUCUCUACCACCAAGAUCGCGUGGAAGUCAAGAAAAAGAUCAGCAUCUGUGAAUCCAGACAAGGCACCUGAAGCUGCUAUGGAACUCACACCAGAGAAGGAUGAGACAGCAACAGCAAUGGAAACUGAGAAAGUUGGGGAACCAAUGACCACAACUCCUGUUCUGUCUGAAAAAAGAAAAGCUCUGUUUGAGCCACUCGAACCCAUUACAAACUUGAACGGAAAGCGACCUACAGAUGCUGAUUCCCUCUUGCCACCGCCUGAUUUCGAGUCUGCAAACUAUCCUAAAGGGUGGUUGAUCGGUAAGAAGAGGAAGCUGGUGAAUGUCGAUGUGGUUGAGAGCAUGAGAAGAAUCGCUGUCCAAGAAAUGAACAGAAAGGAUCGAGAGAUAGAUGGGUUAAACGAGCAGCUAGAAGAGGACUCACGUUGCUUAGAGCAUUUGCAACUUCAGCUGCUACAAGAGAGAAGCAAGAGAACAGAGAUUGAAAGAGAGAACACAAUGCUGAAAGAGCAAGUUGAUAUGCUUGUCAACAUGAUCCAACAAGACGAAGAAGAAGUACCAGAAGAACCCUAGCUAGUAACUUAUCAUAUGUUUUUAUUCGUUUGUCCAUAAAAAAGGGAGGAAAGAAGCUUUACCACCAUCUAUUAUCUGGUUAAGCUACUGCUGUUAUUUCCUCCUGUUAGAACAAAUAAUAAUCAAGAACAACAUUAUAUAUUCUGAGUCAAGUUCUCUGCAAGGUUUUGAACCUGGGGAUGAUCUUCA
Molecule: messenger RNA, 1068 nt
Organism: Brassica rapa (field mustard)
Lineage: Eukaryota; Viridiplantae; Streptophyta; Magnoliopsida; Brassicales; Brassicaceae
Product: protein HEADING DATE REPRESSOR 1
Biological process (GO): regulation of flower development
Source: RefSeq, a predicted model, not a curated record